Messenger RNA from Phascolarctos cinereus (koala), 4648 nucleotides. RefSeq names its product TIR domain containing adaptor molecule 1 (gene TICAM1). NCBI's taxonomy places the organism in Eukaryota, Metazoa, Chordata, Mammalia, Diprotodontia, Phascolarctidae. The record is from RefSeq and is a predicted model, not a curated record. Gene Ontology annotation, biological process: positive regulation of type I interferon production; positive regulation of canonical NF-kappaB signal transduction; TRIF-dependent toll-like receptor signaling pathway. Gene Ontology annotation, molecular function: signaling adaptor activity. Gene Ontology annotation, cellular component: endosome.
AAAAAAUUAGCCCUAUGAUUAAGUUCUACUUCCACUACCCCUCCCCCAUCACUUCUCCUCCAGGUUGGUAGUUAGGAAAUGGCAGCUAGGGACAGAAUGGGGGCUUUUCCCUAGCCGGAGAUUGGAAGUAAUCUUGUGCUGUUUUUUUUUUAACCCCCCCAAAUCUAGGUCCACUUAAGCCGAGAGUGAGGGCGGAAGAACUCCAACUAGAUCUCUCGAAGAAUCGGGGGUGGUGAAACCUCCCUGCCCCUGGGGCGUAGACCGAUCCACCCUAUAGCUGCCGAGCUAGACCGACCAGGCCAAAAGCUAAUUACUUAUCCAACAUCUCCCCGGGCUCCGAAUAAAUGUAGGUGGCUCCGAGGUUCCAACCUUUGCCCUCUCCCAGCCUGGGUAGCUCUGGAGGCCGAGGAAGCCACUCCGAGGGGCUGCAGGACUAGAAGACCUGGACACCCCACUUCCGGCGGAUACAGUUGAAAUGCCUGAAGGCAGGCUGUUGGAGGCCUGAGGUACUGGGAUCAGAGCCAGAGGGCCCUCCCCUUCUCAGGUGGACAAAGCAGAACAUGCCAUGUGUACUCCUUCUCCAGGUGGCCAAAGAUGGCAGAGGAUGCCCCAAGCUUGAAGGGAGCUUUUGAUAUCUUACACCAAGCUGGGCAGGACAAACUCCUUUACCUAAAACAUAAGUUGAAGGCCCCUAGGCCAGGCUCCAAAGUCAGCAGCCUGCUACAUGCCAUGGUCCUCCUGACUCUGGGACAGGAGACAGAGGCGAGGAUCGUCUUGGACUCACUGAGAGGAGAUAAGGUAGCCCUCUCUGUGGCUAGAACUUGGGAAGGGACAGGGCCUCUCCUGAACCAGGUGGACCUUUUGCCAUGUGAAGAGCGGGCAGACAUCCGAUUGGCUGUUGCCCGCAUCUACCAGUUACUAGUAGAAGAAAAGCUAUGUGAGGCUUCAUCCCGGAACCAAGCCUAUCAGGCCGCCAUUCAGGCCCUCAGCCUGUGUCAUGACGCUCGGUUGGACAGCAUCCUGGCUGAGGCCCAGUCCCAGUGUGGCCAUGAUAUCCAUGGGGCUGGGAGUUUCCAGAUGCUCAGGUCAGAUGUGAGCUGCCUGCCAGUAUCCUCAGCCCCCACCUCUAGGGUUAAUAGUCACCCUUGGCCCAUUAGGGCCAGGUCAGAUUUACUGGCAACUGAGUCACUUCCCUUAUCCUUACACUCUACUGGCAGUCCCGCCUCUUUUGCCAGCAACCUGCAGAUCAGUCAGUCCCCCACUUUGCCUUUUCUCACCCACCUGCCUGAGAAAAAGAGCCCCAGAGGCCCCAGUAAAUUGUGUGGGGACCCUCAGACCAAUUCCACACAGGACCCUGAACCACAGGCCAGACAGGAACCAGAGGAGAUGAGCUGGCCUUGUUCAGACCCAGCCGCCUCACUCCCCGUACAGCUAAACAGCUCGGCCUCAGUGGUUUCUGGUCCUCGGCUUCCCAGCUCCUCUACCCCCCCAUCUCCUUCAACCCUAGUGGCCCCUGAGACCAGCAUACUUUCUCCUGUGGAAUGUUUUAAAGCACCUUCUGACCCCACAUCUCUACAGCCAGUUUCAGUGAAGCCUGAAGAAACUCUUGUCUCCAAAGAGGGUUUUAGGGUGGUCCCCGAAUUGCCCCCCAUGUCGGGCCCUCCUGCCGGAGAAGGGAAGGCCACCCCGCUCCCCGUGCAAGAGAGUGAUUUUCCAAAGAAGGCCAUAAAUCCAAGGCCUUCCAUCUCUACCCAGGAUCCUUCUCCAUCUCCAUGGUCUUCACGGCCCUCAGGAGCGGAGCUAGACACAGGACAGCGUUUCUUCAGCUUUGUGAUCCUCCACGCUCAAGAGGACGAAGCUAUUGCCCUUCGAGUCCGGGAUACCCUAGAGAGCCUGGGCGUACCAGAUGGCACCACAUUCUGUGAGGAAUUUCAGGUCCCUGGCCGUUUUGAGCUACGGUGUUUGCAAGAUGCCAUCGACAACUCCGCCUUUACGGUGCUGCUGCUCACUAAAAACUUUGAUUGCCGCAUGAGCCUCCACCAGGUGCAUGUGGCGCUGAUGAACUCCCUCACGAGGAGUGAGAAGGAGAACUCCGUCAUCCCUUUCAUUCCCCAGGAGAACACGCUGAAAUCUGCCAAGGUCUCCCCACUGCUGAAAGGCCUGGUAAGCCUGGAUGAGAGUUCUCCUGUCUUCUCCAAGAAAGUCCGUAGCACCUUCAACCCUCGGAGGCUACAAGCCCAAAGGGAAGUGUGGAAGAAACAACAGGAAAUCCAGGCCAUCCAGGAGCAGACUCAGCAGAUGGCAGCUGACAGGGAGAGGGUCUCCCAGAAGGAGAGUGCCCUCUCUGACUUGGCAUACCACUAUAGCCUUCUGCAACAGCAGUUACAGAAUCUCGCCUUGGCUUUUCCAAAUCAGGCAUCCUUUGCUCAAGGCUACAGGAUGCCGAUGCCACAUCCUUGGACAUAUGGUUUCCCCUCUCAGUUCACCACCACUCCCUCAGCUUUGCAGCCCAAUCAGCUGAUCCCACCUAUGUCUUUUCCCCCUGGCCCUAUUUCAGCCCCCCAGCUGGACCCUCAAGGUGCUGGGGCCCAGCCUCUUAUCAUCCAUAAUGCUCAUAUGGUACAAUUGGGUCUCAAUAACUACAUGUGGGGCCAGAGGGAAGGGCAGGGUCCCAAUGAGGAGGAGAGAACUGAGGGAGAGUGAGAAGAGCCAGGUAAGGUCCAGAGCCCUUGCUCCACUGUUCAGCCGUCCCCUGCUGCCAGCACUGGUCUGAGGAACCAGGAGAGCAAGCAUGGGCCAGUGCCAGAGAAAUGUCCACAGCUAGGAUCGCAAAUUUAGAACUGAAAGACACCUGAGAGGCCCUUCAGUCCAACAUCCUCAUUCUACAGAUUAGAAAACUGACGUCCAGAGAAGAUGGGUGACUUCCCUGAUGUCACACAGCUAGUGAUGGCUAGAAUUGAGAAUUUCAUCUCAAGGAUGGCAUGCAGGGCUUAAGAGUGCAAGAAAGCAUCGCCACCAUCCCUGCUCAUUGCCUGGUCUCUCCAUGUCCCUUGGGGGACUUGGCAGCCACAGCAUUACAGAAAGCCACAACAUUGUGCAAGUAGAGAGAUGCAGCAUUUUCCUUUUCUGGUUCUGUUGCCUCAUUUCUUUCCAGGGUCUGGAAAGGACCCUCGGUUGAAAGCUUCCAGCUCAAUAUCCCCUUGCUGCUCAGAACAUCAUCAGGGAACCAACCUCUGAUAGUGAUCUUCUGUCUGGGGCCUCCUUCUCCUUUCCAGAUUCUCCACUUAGACUCCACCACUUGUGAAGUGGGUCUCCCUCUGGUUGGGCCUUCUGGGUUUGAGGUUUAAUGUAUUUGAAUGUGUUGGAGGGGAGGGGAGGUCAUUACUGCCAUCAUCAAAAGACACAAAUGGAUGACUACUUUGUGCAUAGAACUAGGCACUGGAACAAGGUUGUUGUGGGGGUUUUUUGGGGGGGAUGUUUUUGGAUAGAUUUCAGGUGCUUCAUGAACUUGGAUGGGAAAAAAUGACGUAUUUAUUUUUGCUACUGUUCAACUUAAAUGUAGUAUUUCCUUCCAUUAUGAAUUCAGGCAAUAGACACUAUUCUGAAAAGGAAUCCAUAGGCUUCCCCAGACAGCCCAAGGGAUCUGUGACAUAGAAAAAAGAUUAUGAACCCCUAGACUAGAUGGAGGGGAGAGGAGGGGAAUAGACAGAGUCAUAUAUAUAUGUAUAUGUCUACACACACACAUACACAUAUAUGUCUUCACCUAUAUUAAUGUCAUCUUCCCAGCUGACUGUGUCAUCUUUCUCUUUCUCUCUAUGUGUACACACACACACACACACACACACGGAAGAUGAGAUGAAUAUAGUUGAAGACAUGCUUACUACCUGUAGGUCUCUUCACAGAAAGAAUCUGAUUUCGGCCAGUCCCCUUUCGAAGAUCUCAGAAGAGGAGAAGGCACCUUCUCUUCCCAAGGCAGCCUUGUCCACUUUUAGAUGGAUCUAGUGGCUGAGAAGUCCCUCCUUACAUUAACCUGGUGCUUAGCUCUCUGCUUCCUCCAACUGGUUGAGGUCUCUGGGGCCAAAGAGAACAAUGCCUCUUCUCCCUGACAGCCCUUCAAAUACCUAAAACACAUUUUAACGGUAGGUGGCAGCCGCCACAUGCUACGUAUCCCUCCUCGUGAACCCCUGCCCCCCCUGCCCCCCCAAGUCUGCAGGCUAAACAUCACUGAUUUCCUCAUCAGAUCCUCAAAGGGCCCUCAUGAUCAUGGCUGCCGUCCUGCACACUCUCCAGUUUGCUGAUGUCCUUUCUAAAAUGGGCCUCUGAGUACAGAACCCCAGUUUUAGGUUGUACUCUUGACUCUCCCUGACUUUAUCAUGCCAUGGAAACCUCUUCAUCCUGGGAGCUUUCACUGGCCCUGGACUUCCCACAUUGGAAGUACUCCCUGCCCCUGCCUCCUCUCCUUCUGAUGUGUUGGCCCAGGCCAACCAUGUCCUCAUUCCUCCACACAGUACACUCCUGACUGUCCAGACUUGCUCUCCAACAUGGCCCUAGGCUUCAUACUUACAUCUGUCUCCCUUCUUUCUUGCUUUUCAGUGCCCUUUCAUGGGUUGUCUUCCCCCAUCAGAAUGUAAACUCCCCCCCCCUCCAG